Messenger RNA from Pseudoliparis swirei, 840 nucleotides. RefSeq names its product CAP-Gly domain-containing linker protein 4. Lineage: Eukaryota; Metazoa; Chordata; Actinopteri; Perciformes; Liparidae. The coding region runs from base 66 to 656 and encodes 196 amino acids. The record is from RefSeq and is a predicted model, not a curated record. The transcript is spliced from 5 exons.
CAUGAGCAUCCAACAUGGACUAGGACAGAGACCCAUUGAGCAGGAAGGGGAACAAUCAUCUCCUUAUGACCCCGCAUGGGAUUGUGUCCUUCCAUCCUACAGUUGAGCUUCUGGCAAAGCUGGCCUCUCAGGCUGGACCGUUGGUGAAAGUGGACGAUUGUGAUGAGCAUAGAGAGCCAGGGCUGGACCAUGGAGACGCAAUGGAGGAAUGUUCAAGUGGUGUCUCAAGAAUGAAGCACCAACACAGAGGUUCAGAUGUGUUGUCAACAGGCGACACUCAUGCAAGCAGUUUGUCAGGCAGCCAGUUAUCCCUAUCUUUGGCACUAAGCUCGAGACCUUCCUCCUCCUCGGCCACCAGUGUGAGAUCAUGGAAGAUGUACAAAGGGCCUCGCCGGGUGUUUGUACCUCAUUCCCCUAUGGACCUGGAGCCGGGUCACCGGGUCCGGAUCAUGCUGCCAUCUGGACGGAUCAGCACAGGAACGCUUCGUUACCUGGGUCACCUGCAGGGGGAGGCAGAUCUCCACCUUGGGGUGGAGCUGCAGUCACCUGAUCACGAAUUGCAUGAUGGCAGCCUCAGGGGACACAGCUAUUUUGAAUGCAAGCCCAGCUAUGGCGCCUUUGUAUCAUUCCAAAAACUGCUGAUGGCCUGGGAAUGACUGAAGUACAGACUGCUGAGGUAUAACUGCCCAUUAGGUUGCAUAGAAAGAGCUAACAGAGUGCAGAACACUAGUUAUUUGCAUUGAUUCGAUAACUAAUGAGAAAAGUCUUUGGAUCAAAGAAUAAACAUACAACGGAUGAAUUUUCCUUUUUUAUUCCCAAUAAAAAUACCAUGUCACCAAU